This is a messenger RNA of Linum trigynum, 1529 nucleotides long. The record is from the annotation of a GenBank genome assembly. NCBI's taxonomy places the organism in Eukaryota, Viridiplantae, Streptophyta, Magnoliopsida, Malpighiales, Linaceae.
GAAAACAGAGAUAAACUCAUAAAAGAGAACAAAUAAAAGAGAAGAGAAACACGUUUAAGAAAGGAAACAAACAGAAAUCGAAUAAGUUGCAACGGCAGCUACCGGUUAGAUUCGCGUGUUUGGUUUUCUGGGGAAGGAGCCGAGGCACGAUUGAAUUCCUUUCCCUGGGCCAUUUGAUCUGUGCUCUGCUGUGCUGCCUGCUCUGUUUACCUACUGCCGGUGGAGCUGGAAACUUGUAGAUAUUUCGUUAGCCGUAUGUAUCCUCCAUCUAACUCCGCCCCAGCAACAGCUGUCUGCAUUUAACGCUCAGAAUUGACCAGUCAGCUCGUGGUUAUAACUGGGAACUAGGGAUCAAAAGGAGAAGGGAGGGGUUUUGAUAGUGUCGGCAAAAGAAAUGGAACCCAACAAGAAAAUGGGCACAGCAGCUGGGAAUGGAUGGUCUAAGAUUGAAGAGGAGAAACAGUCAGCGACGCCGGCGGCGGCAAGCACGAUGAGUCCACCGGAGACAGAUGCAAUUAGUGCAGAGGAGCAGAACAAAGUGGGUAUCAUGAGAGCUGUGGUGGAAGCACAAGAUCCAUCAGCUAAGGAAUUGGGGGAUGACUUGAUCCUGAGGAGGUUUCUGAGGGCGAGAGAGAUGGACAUAGAGAAGGCAAGUGCUUUAUUCCUCAAGUACCUAAGCUGGAGGCAUUCCUUUAUGCCCAGUGGCUCCAUUCUAGAUUCUGACAUCCCAAACGAGCUAGCCCAGCAAAAGCUGUACAUGCAAGGCCAUGACAAGCAAAACCGCCCCAUUGUGGUGGCUUAUGGUGCCAAGCACAAGCCUCAGAAAUCGACUCUUGAAGAGUUCAAGCGAUUUGUAGUCUUCACUCUGGAGAGGAUAUGUGCCAGGUUGCCUGCAGGACAGGAAAGGUUCAUUGCGAUCGCGGAUCUGCAAGGGUGGGGAUACACGAACAGUGACAUUAGGGGAUAUCUAGCAGCACUAUCAAUAUUGCAGGACUGUUAUCCGGAGAGGUUGGGGAAAGUGUUCUUGGUGCAUUCCCCUUACAUCUUCAUGACUGCCUGGAAAGUUAUUUACCCUUUCAUCGACCCCAAAACCAAAAAGAAGAUUGUGUUUGUGGAGAAUAAGAAUUUGAGGGACACCUUCCUGGAGGAUAUAGAUGAAAGCCAGCUCCCUGACGUCUAUGGUGGCAUGUUGCCUUUAGUUCCUAUCCAGGACGCGUAGCCUAGCUAGCAGCCACCUUAUAUAAUCUUAAAUUGUUGCUGUUGCUCUAAAUUACUAGCAGCUAACUAAAGAAUGGAGGGAGAUACUACACCAGCAGCACCCUAUUCAGAUGACUGAACUCGCACAAUCUCAAAUCCCUCAAUGUAUUCUCUAAGCAUUCUUUGAUUCCAUUAUAAUAUUUGGUUACAACAUACAUCAUGUUCUAAUGGCAUUCUUUCGAGCCCAGCUAGAUUAAAGAAGGCACUAAGCAUAAAGUAGGUGUUGGGCAUAUUAAUCAUAGCAUAUAACAAGAUAAACAUCUUAUUUACUC